AUGUCACAAGAAGAGACAUUCCUGGGAGUUCCAUGCCACAAUGACAUCCAGCAGCCUAAACAGAGGAGCCGCCUCGGGCUCGUUGUGACGGGGUUCGUCGGGGGGUCACUCGUAGCUCUUUACGCGGUGGCGGCUCCGUUUGUGGCCCCUGCGCUGAGGAAGGUGUGUCUACCUUUCGUCCCCGCGACUACGGCCCAAGUUUCCAAUGUCCUCAGUGCCCUUCGAGCCAGGACAGGGACUUUGGUGGAUAUUGGCAGUGGAGACGGACGCAUAGUGAUAGCAGCGGCCAAGCAAGGCUUUCGGGCAUCAGGCUUUGAGUUGAACCCCUGGCUGGUGUGGUAUUCUCGUUACAAAGCUUGGAAACAUGGCGUCCAUCACACAACGUCUUUCCACAUAUCUGACCUCUGGAAGGUUAGUUUUGCGCAGUACCCCAAUGUUGUCAUUUUUGGAGUUCCCCAAAUGAUGGAAAGGUUGGAAAACAAAUUGUCCAAAGAGCUGCCCAGCACAGCCAAAGUGGUGGCUUGCCGAUUUCCUUUCCCCACUUGGAUCCCUGAACAAACUGUGGGGGAAGAUCCUCUGAAGCCGUUGCAGUGCAAGAUGGACACUGCCGAUGAAGCAGAUAUUUGCCGAGUUUGUCGAUCUGAAGGCACCCAGGACAAGCCUCUCUACCAUCCUUGUGUCUGUACAGGAAGCAUCAAAUUUAUACACCAAGAAUGUCUUCUCCAGUGGCUGAAACACAGCAGAAAAGAAUAUUGUGAAUUAUGUAAACAUCGCUUUGCAUUUACACCAAUCUACUCUCCAGAUAUGCCGCCGCGGUUGCCUGUACAGGACAUCUUUGCAGGGCUGGUCACAAGUGUAGGGACUGCCAUCAGAUACUGGUUUCACUACACUCUGGUGGCCUUUGCCUGGCUUGGUGUUGUGCCUCUAACUGCAUGUCGUAUUUACAAAUGUUUAUUUACUGGCUCCGUGAGCUCUCUCCUUACUCUACCAUUAGAUAUGCUAUCAACACAGAACCUGCUUGCUGAUUGUCUACAAGGUUGUUUUGUGGUCACGUGUACAUUGUGCGCCUUCAUCAGUCUUGUGUGGCUCAGAGAACAAAUAGUCCAUGGCGGGGCCCCUCAGUGGUUAGAACAAAACCCUGUCCCCCUGGUGCCCAACCCGCCACAUGGACCAGCUGCAGCCAACGAGGAUGGCAGAGGGAACGGUGCAGAGAACGGUCCAGUUGGUGCUGAUGCUGCUGAUGGUCAGAACCCUGCGGACCCAGCAGCGGCGGACCCACAUCAAGCCGGUCACCUUGGAGACGAGGCUGAGCUGGAGGAUGAAGACGAUGAUGAUGAUGAUGACGAUGAUGAUGAUGGAGAUGAAGAUGAUGAAGAGGUCAGAGAGGAGGGAGCAGCAGAGGCCAAUAACGGAGGACAAGAAGAUUUAAACUGGAAUGCGUUGGAAUGGGAUCGUGCUGCUGAGGAGCUGACUUGGGAGAGAAUGCUGGGCCUCGAUGGUUCCCUUGUUUUCCUGGAGCACGUCUUCUGGGUGGUGUCUCUCAACACACUUUUCAUUUUGGUGUUCGCGUUUUGCCCGUACCAUAUUGGCCAUUUCUCAGUGGUGGGAUUGGGCUUUGAAGAAUAUAUCGAAGCGUCACACUUUGAAGGGUUGGUGACCACAGUACUGGGCUACAUCCUUCUGGCUGGAGCUUUGAUUGUGUUUCACGCUUUUGCUUCUUUGGUAAAAUUCCAGAGAUCCAGACGUCUAUUGGGGGUCUGUUACAUUGUUGUUAAGGUUUCCCUCUUAGUUGUGAUGGAGAUCGGCCUGUUUCCCCUGAUCUGUGGUUGGUGGCUUGACAUUUGCUCAUUGGAUAUGUUUGAUGCUACACUUAAAGACAGAGAGCAAAGUUUUAACUCUGCGCCUGGCACCACACUGUUCCUCCAUUGGUUAGUUGGAAUGGUCUAUGUUUUCUACUUUGCAUCAUUUAUCCUGCUUCUCAGAGAGGUGCUCCGCCCUGGUGUGCUAUGGUUUCUGAGAAAUCUAAAUGACCCUGAUUUCAACCCAGUGCAAGAGAUGAUUCACCUGCCCAUUUACAGACACCUGCGGAGGUUCAUCCUGUCUGUGGUGGUCUUUGGCUCCAUAGUUUUGCUGAUGCUUUGGCUCCCAAUCAGAAUAAUCAAAUUACUCUUCCCCACCUUCCUCCCCUACAAUGUCAUGCUGUACAGCGAUGCCCCGGUCAGCGAGCUGUCAUUGGAGCUGCUGCUGCUGCAGGUGGUCCUCCCUGCGUUACUGGAGCAGGGUCACACCCGACAGUGGCUCAAGCGCCUCGUCCACGCCUGGACUUUUACUGUGGGAUACGUGCUGGACCUCCACUCGUACUUGUUGGGAGACUUUGAGGAGGAGGAGAACCAGCCCAAUAACAACAAUAACAACAACCCGCCUGGUCAUAACAACAACAGGAUACCUGGUUUGGGGGAGGGGCUUCACGCUGCUCAUCAGGCCAUUUUACAGCAGGGUGGUCCUAUUGGAUUCCAGCCAUACCAUCGGCCGAUGAACUUUUCUCUGAAGAUUACAUUGUUGGUGAUCUUUAUGUGUGUCACCUUGUUAAUGGCCAGUCUCAUCUGCCUUACUCUACCAGUGUCUGCCGGCCGCUUGCUGAUGUCGUUCUGGAUGGGUGGAGCUGUGGUCCAUGAGCUUUACACCGCAGCCAGUGGUCUGUACGUGUGCUGGCUCUCCAUCCGAGCCGCCACCAUGCUGUUGUCCUGGAUGCCUCAGGGACGAUCCGUCAUCAUGCUCAAAGUGCACGAGUGGACUGUCAUGAUUGUGAAGACGAUGGUGGUGGCCGUGUUGUUAGCUGGGGUUGUCCCUCUACUCCUGGGACUGCUUUUUGAGCUGGUCGUUGUGGCUCCACUCCGUGUCCCCCUGGACCAAACACCUCUGUUCUACCCUUGGCAGGAUUGGGCUCUGGGUGUUCUCCACGCUAAAAUUAUUGCAGCAAUAACACUAAUGGGCCCCCAGUGGUGGCUCAAAACAGUCAUUGAACAGGUCUAUGCUAAUGGUAUUCGGAACAUCGACCUGUCUUACAUUGUGAGGAGACUUGCUGCACCAGUCAUCUGUGUGCUGCUGCUGUCUCUUUGUGUCCCGUAUACUGUCUCUAAAGGAGUCACGCCGCUGCUGGCUGUGCAGCCAGAAAUGCAAACACUGGUGGAAAGAAGGAUUUACCCGUUCCUGCUAAUGAUGGUCGUCAUAUUAGCCAUUUUGUCCUUCCAGAUUCGCCAGUUCAAAAGACUGUACGAGCACAUUAAAAACGACAAAUACCUGGUCGGACAGAGACUGGUGAACUAUGAACGUAUAAACACCAGUUCAUCCUACAGCGCUCCACCUUGA
Messenger RNA from Knipowitschia caucasica, 3369 nucleotides. The record is from the annotation of a GenBank genome assembly. Lineage: Eukaryota; Metazoa; Chordata; Actinopteri; Gobiiformes; Gobiidae.